ACUUAAUGUCCUCAACGAAAAUAAAGGUCGGAUUAAGUUGUUUAUUUACUUAUUAACAGCCAUAUACUUUUGGAGAUUAGAUAUUGCAAAUAUAUAUUGAUAUCUUAAUAAAACUUAUUAUUAAUACACUAACUCAUGAACAAGAAUCCGGAUAACACUUCCAAGCAAAUGGAAACAGACUUACAACUUCUUGAAUCUCAACAUCCUGAACUGGGUGAGAUUGCCAAAAGUUUAGCUCAGAUUGCAUUACAUAUGAAAUCGCCUGUCUUAGAAAAUGCAACAAAUAACAAUGAAACACAAAGUUCAUUAUCUACUAAUGAUACAUUAUAUCGUAAUUUUAUGCAGUUACAACUUCAAGAUCCUAAAAUUCAAAAUUUACUGCUUGAAAAACAAAAACAAUCACAAGUUCAGAAUAGCACAAGUAAUAACACUAUAAAAAACUUAAUGGAAACUAUUCUGUUGAAUUCACAAAGUAUGCGUAAAUCUCCAAGUCAAGCAGAUGAAAACUUUAGUGGAACAACAACUUCUAGGAGUGGUUCAUCUGACCGUCGGACAAUUGGAUACACUGGUAGAAGUGUGAGCAUUAACGAAGGUAAACAUCUUUUCGGUUCUCAGUCUCCUUGUGGUUCAAAUAUAUCAUUCCCUAAAUACUCGGACACUUCUCUCCCUAUGUCACAUCAAACACAAUCGAUAACAGGGAUAAGUCAAAAUAAUCAAGAAAUUAUUCAAUUAUUACAGUCUAUUAUUCAAAACGGUAAUUCUCAAAAUGCAAAUUUACAUAAUUUAAAUUUACUAACUCAACUUCUACAAUUACCAAUUAAACCGGAUGGAUCAAACAAUGUUUGGAGUUCAGUUAUUCAACAACUAACUAAACAAUUACAUCAGUCCUAUCAACAACAACAACAACAACAACAUAAUAAUAAUAAUAAUAAUAAUAAUAAUAAUAAUAAUAAUAAUAAUAAUAAUAGUAAUAAUGAUAAUGAACACAUACCUAGUAUAAAUAGUAGUAGCAAUUUCAUUCCAGAAAAUACAAUCCCAGAAAUAAAAACAGAGUCUGUAUGGACAGAUGAUAUAAACACACAACAAAAUAUUAAACUGCCAAGUAACUCAAUGUCAUAUAUACAGUCGACUAACAGACCAACGAAUACACCUAUAGUAAAAAUUCAAGAUAAUACAAUGACAGGAAAUGUAGAAAAUGUAAAUCAAAAUUCAAAAAUAGAAGUUGGAAAAUUAAAUCCGUAUGAAAUGGAACCAACACAUGAGACUGUUAAAAGUAACCAUAACCUAUGGUCAAAUCCUGGUUCAUAUAAUAAUGUAAAUCAAGCUGUUAAUGCCAAUAUAGGAUAUUCAAGACAAGUGACUAAUGUAUCAAGAUUAUUAAAUCAAGAGCGUCCUUGGAUGCGAAGUCAUCACAGAGAUAGAUUUGUUGUACGAAUCACAUCAGUAACUCAUCGCUGUUCAUGUCGAUCAAAUACUCCAAACCAUAAUCGUACAACAGAUUCAAAAUCUAAUCAAUGUCAAGGCAAAGAAUGUAAACUCAGUGAACCACGUAUUUAUGUCACAUUCCAAACUCAAUUACCAAGUUUAAUUCCACCUGACAAUGCUAGAAAACAUGGAAGACAUUCACACCAUAUACCACUAACUGGGCUUAGAUUGGGAUUUAGCUGUCCAUUAACUAGUCAAGGACCACCUAUGAGUGAUUUCGAAACACCAAAAGUAGCUGAAAGAUUUGAUUCAUGGGAACAAGCUGGUAAUCGUCCAGGUUUUCGUGUACAAAUAUUGACAGCGCUACAACAUACAGUUCGUCAAAUGCUCGAAUUAAUUAGAACAAAGGGAUUUAGUGCAAUAAAACUCGAUACAGAUUAUGUGUUCUUUCCACCAGCAGCUGAUCUUCAACCAAUUUACGCGAGACGUAGACCACUGAGUUCAUCAUCAGAUAGUUCCUUGCCAAGAGUAAUGGGUCUUGAACGAAUAAGACAUGAAAUUAAAAAUGAACCAAAAAAUCACAGUUUCAAUACAAAAUUAAGUGAAAGUUUAAAUUAUACUGAAAAACCAGAACAAUCAAUUUGGUCAGAAGUGAUGAGUGAAUCUGAAGAUAGUAACAAUGAUACUGUAUUCAAUACAAAUAGUCUAAGUAUACCAAGAAAUAGGCCACGAACAUGGUAUCAAUCACCUGGACAAAAUUCUUUAAGUACAUCACCAUCAAUAAUAUUGACAAAAAAUAAUUCAGAUUAUAGAAUAAAUGAAAUUACUGACAUGGUGGAAAAUGAUCAUUAUCAUUCUAUUGAUAAACAUAUUAAUAUUGAUGAUAAUAAUGAUAAUAAUAGUAAUGAUAUCUGUUACCCAAUGAGUUCAAGUACAAUUGGUAUAUCAUCAAAUCAACCAAUACAAAAUACAUGUUGGUGUACUUCAAAUCCAACACAAUAUUCUUUAUAUCAUAAACCUGGGCAUAAUUCAUUUUUAUCCACUUCACAAAUAGCAAUUAAUCCAAAUGUACAAAUGAAUUAUUCUCCAUACACUAUGGUAGAUGAACGUUGUUGGCUUAAUAAAAGUAUAAAUACCCCAAACAAACUUCUUAGAUCGUUGGGUGCUCCAUAUUCAACUCCGGUUAGUCCAACACAAUUUAUUCUACGUGAAUCUACUAAUCAGAAUCAGUCAAAUGAUUAUGAAGCAAGUAAUCUCCAAGCAUCAGCAUCAACAGAGCUGGUGGGAAAAUUAGAAAAACCUAAAAUUCCCACCCCUGAAUAUCUUCAAAGUACUACAAACUCAGAACAAAAACGAGAUUACUUAAGUAAGAUUUUACAAGAAAUAUCAAAUUGUCUUCAUACUAAUCCUCAAUAUCCCAUCGUUAUCAUGCCUACUUCACAAAUGUUGAAUUUCUCAGAGAAUCAACAAGCGACGGAUAAUAAAAACAGUAGAAAAGCACCACUUGUUUUUCAAAUACCACAUUCUAAUUCGGUUUUUAUAGGCCUUCCAGCAACCUCAGGGGUGAAUCCACGGGUUAUGACAGCCUCGCCCACAAAUGCUGUUAUUGUAUUGCCGUCAUUAACAACAGAUCAACAGUUAACUCAACAAUCCACAUCACAACAAAAUUGUCAGUAUUCACCUCUCACAAAUACACAACCAACUAUUUUAACAGGUCCAAAACAAGGCUAUUUGUUAAUUAUUACACCGGACAAUAAGUAUGAAUAUGUACCACAGCCUUAACUACCAACAGAAACUACAAGCUAUUAAUGUUGCAUUUACAAAAUGAUUCUUUCCCUGUAUAUUUAUGUCAAUAAUAUAAUCAUAUUAGCAAAUUAUUAUGCUCGCUAACAAUGCAACUAAAUCGUUUUAUAUCCAUUAUUACAGAUGAUGACUAUACAGGCAGAAAAAGAGGAAUCAGCUGAAUGGAAACUACUAUUACUACUUUUUAUCUUACUAUAACGAAGAAAAUUGUCGUUUCCUUGAAAUGAACAACAAACGAUUAUUUCAUCCCCGUGAAGAUUUGACUUCAUAUUUUUUUAGGUAUAACGUCAAAUCUUUUAAUGCAUCUUUCGUCUUCCAGACAUAAUUAAAUAAACAGAAUAAAUCAUUAUUUUGAUUCUAUAUACGAUUGUAUAACAGAUCUGGUAUUCCUAGUAAAUGUUUUAAUACAGCUGAUCUACUCAAUGACCAAGUAUUUAGAUUCAAAAA
This is a messenger RNA of Schistosoma curassoni, 3675 nucleotides long. The record is from the annotation of a GenBank genome assembly. NCBI's taxonomy places the organism in Eukaryota, Metazoa, Platyhelminthes, Trematoda, Strigeidida, Schistosomatidae.